AUGAGUGAGAAGUGGGAGUCAAACUUUUCAGAAAACUGGCAUUAUAUUUUGAGUGUCAACGACACAAAGCCUAAUCUGUACUCAGACAUCAAUAUCACCUACGUGAACUACUUUCUUCAUCAUGCUCAAGUGGCAGCGGUCUUCUUUAUUUCCUACUUUCUGAUCUUCUUCCUGUGCAUGGUGGGAAAUACAGUGGUCUGCUUCAUUGUAAUGAGGAACAAACAUAUGCACACAGUCACUAAUUUCUUCAUCUUGAACCUGGCCAUAAGCGAUUUGCUAGUUGGCAUAUUCUGUAUGCCUAUCACGCUUCUGGACAACAUUAUAGCAGGAUGGCCAUUUGGAAGCACAAUGUGCAAAAUCAGUGGUUUGGUUCAGGGAAUAUCUGUUGCAGCUUCAGUCUUUACACUGGUUGCAAUAGCAGUGGAUAGGUUCCGGAGUGUUGUCUACCCUUUUAAACCAAAGCUCUCUAUCAAGACAGCAGUCGUCAUUAUUGCGAUCAUCUGGGUCCUGGCCAUUGCCAUUAUUUCCCCAUCUGCAAUAAUGUUACAUGUACAAGAAGAAAAAUAUUACCGAGUGAAACUCAACUCUGAGAAUAAAACCAUGCCUGUCUACUGGUGCCGGGAAGACUGGCCAAAUAAGGAAAUGAGGAAGAUCUACACCACUGUGCUGUUUGCUAAUAUCUACCUGGCUCCCCUGUCCCUCAUUGUCAUCAUGUAUGGAAGGAUUGGAAUUUCACUCUUCAAGGUGACAGUGCCUCACACAGGCAAGCAGAACAAGAAGCAGUGGCACGUGGUGUCCAAGAAGAAGCAGAAGGUCAUUAAGAUGCUCCUGAUUGUGGCCCUACUUUUUAUUAUCUCCUGGCUGCCCUUGUGGACUCUGAUGAUGCUCUCAGACUACGCUGAGCUGUCUCCAAAUGAACUACAGGUCAUCAACAUCUACAUCUACCCUUUUGCACAUUGGCUGGCCUUUUGCAAUAGCAGCAUCAACCCCAUCAUUUAUGGUUUCUUCAAUGAGAAUUUUCGCCGUGGCUUUGAAGAGGCUUUUCACCUCCAGUUCUGCCAAAAAAGAGCACAGUCCAAGGAAGCCUAUGCCCUAAGAGCUAAAAACAAUGUGGUCAUAAAUACAUCUCAUCCGUUAGCCCACGAACCUACAAUUCAAGACACACACGAGGAAAAUUUUCUUUAGAAACAGUGUGAAAAACCCCAAACAGAAACUGAUGGAAGAAUUAGGAGGAACUACCAAUAGCAAUGAGAUUU
Molecule: messenger RNA, 1256 nt
Organism: Myotis lucifugus (little brown bat)
Lineage: Eukaryota; Metazoa; Chordata; Mammalia; Chiroptera; Vespertilionidae
Gene: NPFFR2
Product: neuropeptide FF receptor 2
Exons: 3
Coding region: 1-1185 (394 amino acids)
Biological process (GO): regulation of cAMP-dependent protein kinase activity; regulation of MAPK cascade; regulation of adenylate cyclase activity
Cellular component (GO): membrane
Molecular function (GO): opioid receptor binding; peptide binding; neuropeptide receptor activity
Source: RefSeq, a predicted model, not a curated record